AUGAUGCAAUUAAACAAAGUAUCUCGUUUUCAAUCAGAAAAAAAUGUACGUCCACCUGUUCAAAGUAUGGAUAUUAUCAAUCCAACAAAUGAAAUUUUAACAGUAAAUCAAGAAGGUAAUACUUUGAUAUGGUAUGAUACAUCAUUAGCUUUACCAAAUCAAGAUAUUUCGAAGACAAAACAAGUAUUACGUUCUGUUAAUGAUUAUGUUCUAUUAUUUGAUAAUGAAGAAAAAUGUAUUGACUAUAUUAAAUCGAUUGAUACUGACAAUAUUUUUAUGGUAAUAUCAGGUAGUAGUUCACCAAAUCUUCUUCCACAAAUUCAUAAUAUCAAACAAGUUAAAGCCAUAUGCAUAUUUUGUAUAAAUAGAGAAGUCUACAAAUCAUCAUCAAGUGAUUUUGAUAAAGUUAUUGGCAUUUAUACUAAACAAGAAGAAGCUAUUACAUGUUUAAAAAAUGCUAUUGAUUCUUUUCAUCAACAAAUACCUUUAGUUGGUUUAAUGAAAACUAGCACUAAACAAGAAAGUCAUAUAAAUGCAACGGAUGCAUAUGAUUUUAAAAAGCAACAACUAAUGAAAGAUAUUCUUUUACGAAUGCCACGAACACAACAAUCAAAACAAAAAUUAAUUAAUUAUUGUCGAUCCUAUUAUCAAGGUAAUCAAAAGUAUUUAGAGGAAAUAGACGAAUUUCAUGAUGAUUACAAGUCACCCAGCAAAGCAAUCGCUUUAUAUACACGUGAUUCAUUAUGGUAUCGAAUGAUUAAUCAUGCAUUUCGAAUUCAAGAUUUAAAGUUAUUAGAAAGAUUUCAAUUUUUUAUUAAUGAUUUAUCUCAAUCACUUAACGAGGGUUUCGAACAGUUAAAACUCUCGUUAUCACUGACCGAACGGAAAACUACCACACUCUACCGUGGACAAAAAUUCUCAAAAGAAGAAUAUAGUCGAUUUCCGUCCUAUGGAUAUGUAACAUUUAAUAGUUAUCUUUCAACAUCGUCAAAUAUUAAAGUUGCAAAUAUGUUUGGAGGCUGUGAGAACGAGAAGAUUUUGCUAGAUGAAGGCUUAGUGCCGGUGUUGUUUCAGAUUGAAUUAGAUUUGACAUUAUUGAACAAUGAGACCGUGGCUCUAGCUAACAUCACUGAUAAUUCUCAAUUUUCAGAAGAAUGUGAAUAUUUAUUUGAUUUUGGUGCUACAUUUGAAAUUAUUAGUAUUAACAAUCGCACAAUUAAAAUGAUUUUGUCAGAUAAACCACAUCAUGUCUCAUCAGCACGAUUAAAAAGUGGAUAUUUAUAUAAAUAUGCAUCACAAGACAUAAUCCAUGAAAUUGGAGACGAAGAUGCAUCAUCGAUGGAGAAUUUUUCUUCAGAUCUUUUACUUAUUGAUCAAACUUUAUUCAAAUUAAAUACAUUUGAAAAACAGAUUGUAGAGACUUCAAUUGACAAUGACAAUUAUCAAAAAGCAAGUAAAUAUUGUAUUGAAGCACAUAUUCUUCCUCGUAUUGAUCCCAAUUCUUUGUACGCAAUUGAAUGUCGUCGAAUUAAUCGCCCAUAUCCUGAUGAGCGUACUGAUGUUUACAAGCAAGCAAUAAAAUAUUUUCAAAUUUAUUCUGAAUAUUCGUCUAACGAACUUAUUGAAUGGCCAUUACUAGGGCUCGGAUAUGCACAUUAUCAGAUCGAUAGGUAUCAGGAAGCACAAAAAUAUUUUACUGAAGCAUUGGAAAUCACUGAUCAGCCUUUAAAUAUGAUAACAUGCUAUUAUUAUCUUGGUUGUAUAUGCGGUGAAUUAUCAAAUUACGAAGAAUCAAUGGAUAAUUUUAAUAAAAUUUUGCAAAUCGAAAAUGAUAUAAACUUAUCUUUUAUUGCUGCUAUUUAUUUUCAAAUGGCUAUGUUUCAAAACAAAACAAAGAAAAAAGAAUAUUUAUCAUUAGCAUUAGAAAGAUAUGAAAAAACAAAUGAAGAGUUAUUUGUAUUAAAAUGUCACAGUGAACUUUUAAUGUUAGAAAAUUAUCCAUCUAAAGAUGCAUGUGUCAGUAUAUUAGAUCGUUAUUACAAAUAUUGUCAAGAUCAACAAAUUGAUUUAAAAUGA
Adineta steineri is the source of this 2076-nucleotide messenger RNA. Lineage: Eukaryota; Metazoa; Rotifera; Eurotatoria; Adinetida; Adinetidae. The record is from the annotation of a GenBank genome assembly.